Molecule: messenger RNA, 2022 nt
Organism: Acytostelium subglobosum LB1
Lineage: Eukaryota; Evosea; Eumycetozoa; Acytosteliales; Acytosteliaceae
Exons: 1
Coding region: 1-2022 (673 amino acids)
Source: RefSeq, a predicted model, not a curated record
AUGCGCAAGUGGCUGCCACUGUUUGUCAAUGAUUGCCCACCUAACAAGCAGAUACGCUCACCAAUCAGAGAAGUGACAUUCAGCAACAUGUUUGAUCAUCCAAUCCCUAUUGGCUUCCUUCCUUCAACCCUUACCAAGUUAUCACUUGGCGCCAGCUUUGAUCGUCCAAUCAUAUUCAAUGAUACCUCAGCCGGCGCGACAUGGCCUCAAUCAAUCACAGAACUAAAGCUCGGACAUCGUUUCAAUCAACCUUUGGACCAUUCAUCACUCCCUCGAUCAUUACUCAUCCUGACGUUUGGUCUUCAAUUCAAUCAGAUCAUCAGAGUUGGAGUGUUGCCAGGAUCAUUGACGCAACUCUCCUUUGGGUACUCAUUCAGCCAGCCACUCGAGACGGGCGUCCUGCCUCCAUUCCUAACCAGUCUAACAUUCGAUCGAUACCCUCUACCAUUUGCACCUGGUGUGUUGCCCUCAUCAAUCACACAUCUUUAUAUAAGGGGUCGUGGUGGCCUUGACAACAUCAUCGUGCCAGGGGUGUUGCCACCUGGACUCAAGAAGUUGGAGAUACAGCAACAACUUGCUCUAGAUACAGUCCCCACAACGUUGGAGGACCUGAGGUUUGGAGAAUACUACAACUACCCCAUCCUGUUGAGCUCAUUGCCUGAAGGACUGACCAGACUUCAUUUUGGUGACAUAUUCAAUCAAGAUAUUAGGAUUGGAAUUAUUCCAACGACUGUUCAAUCAUUAGACUUUGGAGUCUACUUCAAUGUCAAGAUAGAGCCCGGAUCCCUACCCUCUAGACUCACAAAGUUGAGCUUGGGCGAAAUGUUCGACGAGGCGAUAGCGCCAGGCGUGCUCCCUGCCAGCCUCCUAACCCUCAGCCUUGGUUCCAAUUUCAACCAUCCUCUCCCACAACUACCAACCGGACUCACAACAUUGUUCCUGUCCGACAGGUUUAAUCAACCAAUUGCAGCACCAUCCAUAUUGCCAGCUUCCCUGAUCCAGUUGUGGAUUGGAGAGCGCUUCAACCAAUCACUCGAGUUUGUUGUGCACCUGACACACCUCUCAUAUCUCAGGCUUGGAGAUGCCUGGGACCAGCCAAUCUCACAAAGUACCUUUCCCAAAUCACUCCGUACUUUGUUGUUUAACCGGCCGUCUGCAUUCAACAAACAUUUGGCAACACCAGUGGCGCCAGCCAUCACCAAGCUAUCCCUUGGCAACAUGUACAACAUACCGAUUCAGACAGGACAACUUCCCGAGACACUCACAUAUCUGAAGUUGGGAUCUGACUUUAACCAGCCCAUUGAAGUCAACUCCUUGCCUCAAUCGUUGAUCAAACUUACAUUUGGAUUGACUUUCAAUCAAAUAUUGCAGCCAGGAUGUCUGCCAUCAUCAUUGGUACGAAUCAAAUUUGGCGAAUUCUUUGAUCAACCUCUCGAGCCUGGUGUGCUGCCGCCCAGUCUCCAAUCCCUACGUCUGUCAAACGAGUUCAACAAGCCGCUACCUGCUAGCACCCUGCCCAGUGCACUCCAUACACUCCACCUCGGUAUCAGAUUCAACCAACCUCCAGACUCGGUCAUCCUACCCGGCAGCUUGACAACCCUCAAUGUUCCCACCCUCAUGAUGCGAGUAUACCUACCCUGCCACGCCUUGGGAAGGCUAUCCAAGAUGGAGAUCAUAGGUAGUGAUGGACAACUCAUAUUCCCAUCCUUUGAUAAGUUGGUUGAAGGUAGCUGCCCCAUCGUCAGCACCAGUGUUGGACUCCUCUCAUUGGCUUUUGAGAUCAACUAUCCAAACGGUCGUCUGUUGCCAUCGCAGGUAGCACAUCUAUACUCACUGAUGCCCAACCUCGAGCAACUCUGCAUCCAAACUACAUACGUUCGAAGGUACCAUGUGCGAUACCUUGAUCCUGUGAGCAGGACCCAUGUGCUCUGUGUAGCCGAGUAUGGUGGCAGCAAAUCCAUCAGCAUUGCCGAGUUGUCAUCAUUGUACAUCAAUGGCAAUGGACCAUUAGCAAGGCUUUAA